Drechmeria coniospora is the source of this 960-nucleotide messenger RNA. RefSeq names its product deoxyhypusine hydroxylase. The transcript has 2 exons. NCBI's taxonomy places the organism in Eukaryota, Fungi, Ascomycota, Sordariomycetes, Hypocreales, Ophiocordycipitaceae. Bases 1 to 960 code for a protein of 319 amino acids. The record is from RefSeq and is a predicted model, not a curated record. Gene Ontology annotation, biological process: peptidyl-hypusine biosynthetic process. Gene Ontology annotation, molecular function: deoxyhypusine monooxygenase activity.
AUGGAAAACGCCUCGGUUGCGAGUCUGCGAGAGACUCUCUGCUCCGAAGAGACCGCCCUCGCCGUCCGCUUCCGAGCUCUCUUCUCCCUCAAGCACGUGGCGACGACGGCCGAGUCUAGCUCCGCCAUCGCCGCCGUCGAGGCCAUCGCCGCCGCCUUCUCUUCGCCGUCUGCCUUGCUCAAGCACGAGCUGGCCUACUGCUUGGGGCAAACGAAAAACGAUGCCGCAAUCCAGCCUCUGCGCCGGGUUCUGUCCGACCUUCAAGAGGACCCCAUGUGCAGGCACGAGGCCGCCGAGGCUCUGGGCGCGCUGGGCAAGGCCGAAAACCUCCAACUCCUCCGGCACUUUCGCGAUCGCGAGGGCGAAGAGGUUGUCGUGACCGAGACGUGUGAAAUUGCCAUCGACCGCAUAGAGUGGGAAAACUCCAAGGAGAGGCUGCAGGAAAAUGACUUUGCCUCCAUCGACCCCGCCCCCCCCAUGCCCGAGUCCGAAAGGAGCGUCGACGAGCUCGAGAAGACAAUGCUCGACGUUCAGCAGCCGCUCUUCAUGCGGUACCGAGCCAUGUUCGCUCUGCGCGACCUCGCCUCGCCGCCAGACUGCCACACCGCCGUGCCUGCCGUCCUCGCCCUGGCCAAAGGUUUCAAGGACGAGUCGGCCCUCUUCCGUCACGAGAUCGCCUUCGUCUUCGGCCAGCUGUCGCAUCCUGCCUCCAUCCCCGCGCUGACGGGAGCCCUGAGCGACGUCAACGAAGCGAGCAUGGUCAGGCACGAGGCCGCCGAGGCGCUGGGCAGCUUGGGCGGGGAGGAGGGUGUCGAGGACAUCUUGAAGGCCUUUCUUCAAGACAAGGAGACCGUCGUUCGGGAGAGCGUCAUCGUCGCCCUCGACAUGGCAGACUAUGAGAAGAGCGCCGACGCCGAGUACGCGUUGAUCCCGGAAGCCGCCAGCGCCGCCGCUUCGUAG